AUGGAAGUUCUGACGCUGGAUGAUGUAUACUAUACCCGGAAAGAAGGGCCACAAAAGUCGGUGGUGAAAAUGGCAACUUCUGGAAUAGGUAUAAAGGUGCAAGGAGUUGCAGAAAUCACAACAAUAACAGCAGACGAGAUAAAGGAAAUUGUAGAGCACUACGGAGUGAUUGACCACACUGUAAAAAUAGUGAGAAAGAACGGGACAGUAUGCAUACUGGACGGAGUUACUGCCGAGCACCUGGAGAACAUAAAGCAGUAUGCAAAAAAACACUACAAGCUAAACAUCUACCACAAGGCUCUUUCCGUUGAGGGAGGCGUGCACGGGCAGAUAGAAGUGCAGAACACUUCCCUGGAGUUUAAGGCACAGGAUAGAGCAAUAUUUGACGUACCGCUCGGGCUUAUCUCUAAUGCAUACGAGAGAAAAGGCGAAGGCAUCAUAGAUAUAGACGAAACAUACUUUGGAGUCUCUGAAAUACGGUUUGGCUGUCUCAAAGAGGAGAGCAAUGUGCUGCAGCUGAUUGAGCUGAUAAAAAGCUCCUCUGCGGGAAGCGACCAGCUAGAGGUCUUCUCGAUUGACGAAGUUGCAUGCAUCCUCCCCAGAGGAAAGUCCAAGCUCUCCCUCACGGCUACGUGCAUGUAUUUAAUUGGGAAAAGAUACAGCCACCAAAUGCUGUUCAGCAGCAUCACCCGAAUGUUCUACCUUGAAAGAAGCAUGGAAGAAGGCGUUGAGGAAAUGUCGUAUCUUAUAUUCGAGCUGAGCACACCGGUGCGCCAGGGACAGACAAGGUACCACUUUGUGAACCUUCUCCUUCCAGAGGACAAGAUAAAAGCGACUCUGGGGAAAAACUCUACAAUUCUGUACGCUGACGAGGAGGAAGAGCUUCCCGUGCACGAAGAGGACAAAGAAAAAAUUGAAGAGCUGGGUCUUAAGUACGUGCAGGAAGGGAGUCUCUCUGAGUGUGUAGUGGGAAUGGUUGAAAAGCUCUCAGGCAUAAACUCGAUCCACACAGGGACAUUCACCACAUCCACGGGAAGCAAAGCGCUUAAGUGCUCACUGAAGGCUAAUGAAGGCUUCCUGUAUCCGCUGAAGAAAGGCUUCCUCUUUGUGCCGCAGAUUGCAUACAUUGAGUACGAUUUGAUCAAAACAGUUGAGUUUAGCAGAGUAAAUCUGAGCUCAAGGACCGCAAAGACCUUCGAUGUUAGAGUUAUUAUGCAGGACAAAAAAGAGUAUAUGUUCAACAGCAUUCAAAAGGUGGAAUACAACGCACUGGAGGCGUACCUUACAAAGAAAGAAGUGCACUGCCUGAACGAAGUUGUCAAUGAAGUGUGGACUGGCACUAAUUCAGGUGAUGACGACGAAGAGACAGCAAGCGAUGAAACAAGCGAAGAGCUCUCUGAGGAAAGUGACCCUGAGACAGAGCAAAACUCUGAACAAAACACAGAGCAGGAUUCAGAGCAGAAUUCAGAACAAAACAAUUCAGAGUCAGAAGAAUAG
Messenger RNA from Nematocida minor, 1497 nucleotides. Its product is annotated as structure-specific recognition protein 1. Gene Ontology annotation, cellular component: FACT complex. The record is from RefSeq and is a predicted model, not a curated record. The coding region runs from base 1 to 1497 and encodes 498 amino acids. The transcript has a single exon. NCBI's taxonomy places the organism in Eukaryota, Fungi, Microsporidia. Gene Ontology annotation, molecular function: nucleosome binding; histone binding.